AUGAGUAGAACCAGGGAGAGUAGUGGAACCACGGAGAGAUGUGGAACCAGGGAGAGAAGUGGAACCAGGAGAAGUGGAAGCAGGGGGAGAAGUGGAACCAGGGAGAAAAGUAAAACCAGGAAGAAAAAGGAAACCAGGAGAAGUGGAACAAGGGAGAGAAGUGGAGCCAGGGAGACAAGUUUAACCAGGGAGAGAAAUGGAACCAGGGAGAUGAGUAGAACCAGGGAGAGCAGUGGAACCAGGGAGAGCAGCGGAACCAGGGAGAUGAGUAGAACCAGGGAGAGAAGUGGAACAAGGGAGAAAAGUAGAACCAGGAAGGGAAGAAAAACCAGGGAGAGAAGUGGAGCCAGGAAUAGAAGUGGAACCAGGGAAAAAGUGGAACAAGAAAUAGAAGCGAAACAUGGGAGAGAAAUGGAACCAGUAAGAGAAGUGGAACCAGGGAGAGAAGUGGAACCAAGGAGAGAAGUGGAACCAGGGAGAGAAGUGGAACCAGGGAGAGAAAUGGAACCAGGAAGAAAAGUGGAACAAGAAAUAGAAGCGAAACAUGGGAGAGAAAUGGAACCAGUAAGAGAAGUGGAACCAGGGAGAGAAGUGGAACCAGGGAAAGAAGUGGAACAAGGGAGAGAAGUGGAACCAGGAGGAGUGGAACUAGGGAUUGAAGUGGAACCAGGGAAAGAAAGUGGAACCAGGGAGAGAAGUGGAACCAGGGAGAGUAGUGGAACCAGGGAGAGAAGUGGAACCAGGGAGAGAAGUGGAACCAGGGAGAGAAGUGGGACCAGGAAGAGAAGUGGAACCAGGGAGAGAAGUCGAGCCAGUAAGAGAAGUGGAACCAGGGAGAGACGUGGAACCAUCAGAGAGAGAAGUGAAACCAGGAAGAGAAGUGGAACCAGGGAGAGAAGUGGAACCAGGGAGAGAAGUAAAACCAGGGAGAUAAGUGGAACCAGGGAGAGAAGAAAAACCAGUAAGGGAAGUGGAAGCAGGAAAGAAGUGAAACUAGUAAGAAAAAGUGAAUCCAGGGAGAGAUGUGGAACCAGGAGGAGAAGUGGAACCAGGGAGAGAAGUGGAACCAGGAGGAGAAGUGGAACAAGAAAUAGAAGUGGAACCAGGGAGAGAAGUGGAACCAGGAGAAGUGGAACAAGAAAGAGAAGUGGAACCAGGGAGAGAAAUAAAACCAUGGAGAGAAGUGAAACCACAGAGAAAAGUGGAACCAGAGAGAGAAGUGAAACCAUUGUGAGAAGUGGAACCAUGGAGAGAAGGGGAACCAGAGAGAGCACCGGAACCAGAGAGGUAAGUGGAACCAGGGAGAGAAAUGGAACCAAAGAGAGUAGUGGAACAUGGAAAAGAAGUGGAAGCAGGGAGAGCAGCGGAAGGAGAGAGAUAAGUGGAACCAGGGAGAAGUGGAACCAGGGAGAGGAGCAGCGGAGCCAGGAAGAAAUGUGGAACCAGGGAGAGAAUGGGAACCAGGAUGAGAAGUGGAAUCAGGGAAAGAAGCGAAACCAAGGAGAGAAGCUGAACUAGGGAGAGAAGU
Molecule: messenger RNA, 1528 nt
Organism: Eurytemora carolleeae
Lineage: Eukaryota; Metazoa; Arthropoda; Copepoda; Calanoida; Temoridae
Product: pre-mRNA-splicing factor 38B-like
Exons: 3
Coding region: 1-1518 (505 amino acids)
Source: RefSeq, a predicted model, not a curated record